Messenger RNA from Populus nigra (black poplar), 1373 nucleotides. RefSeq names its product ribosome-binding factor PSRP1, chloroplastic-like. The record is from RefSeq and is a predicted model, not a curated record. Lineage: Eukaryota; Viridiplantae; Streptophyta; Magnoliopsida; Malpighiales; Salicaceae. The coding region runs from base 99 to 1019 and encodes 306 amino acids. Gene Ontology annotation, cellular component: cytosolic small ribosomal subunit. Gene Ontology annotation, biological process: primary metabolic process; negative regulation of translational elongation. Gene Ontology annotation, molecular function: ribosomal small subunit binding. The transcript has 5 exons.
CCUUAUCCAUUUCUCUUGCCAGAGAGAGAUCUUUCCAAAAACCUCACGUUUUCCUACGUUUUCCAGCAAUCCAAACAGACCUCAAAGGAAAAUUGUCAAUGGCUUCUCUUGUAGAAGGUACUUUGCAGACAAGCUUUAACAACCCAUUUGUCUCAUUAUCACCAACACCACCUAAGACUUCACUAGCUUCUUCUUCAGUCAUUUCUACCAAGACCCAGAUCCCAAAAUCAUCUCUCAAGUCCUGUUUUUUAGGCAAAAAUAUGAGCUUUAUUGAGUUGGGAAGGACAGCAAGGACUCCUUUAACCCAUGGUGGUUACUCAGUUAAGAUGUCAUGGGAUGGUCCACUUCACUCUGUCAAAUUAAUCAUUCAAGGCAAAAACUUGGAGUUAACUGAUACAGUUAAGAGACAUGUGGAAGACAAAGUAGGAAAGGCAGUUCAAAAACAUAGUCAUCUUGUUAGGGAAGUUGAUGUAAGAUUGUCUGUUAGAGGUGGAGAGUUGGGGAAAGGUCCGAGGAUUAGAAGAUGCGAGGUGACUUUGUUUACAAAUAGGCAUGGAGUGGUGAGAGCAGAGGAAGAUGCUGAGACAAUCUAUGCAAGUAUUGAUCUGGUGUCGUCAAUUAUUCAAAGAAAGUUGAGGAAGAUUAAGGAGAAGGAGUCUGAUCAUGGUAGACACAUGAAAGGGUUUAAUAGGCUGAAGGUUAGAGAACCAGUGCCACAAGUGGUGGAGGGUGAUGCGGAUGAAGUUUCACAGCAAGAAGUUGAGGACUCCAUCGAAGAGGUUGUUCGCACAAAGUUUUUUGACAUGCCACCUUUGACUGUCUCGGAAGCUAUUGAGCAGCUGGAAAAUGUCGAUCAUGAUUUCUAUGGUUUCAGGAAUGAAGAAACUGGUGAGAUAAAUAUUGUUUACAAAAGAAAAGCUGGUGGAUAUGGUCUCAUCAUACCUAAAGGAAAUGACGAAGCUGAGAGAUUAGAGCCUUUGGUGGUAGAACCAGCUAGAGAAUCAUCAUUGGCAGAGUAACCAGGCCUAGAAAAUAAGAUCUUCCUAAAAAAUAGAUUACAAAACCCACGUUUUUGGUAAUGCUGUGUAUACAAUGCUAAGGCAUCUAAGAGAGCAUGAUAUAGGGUUCGAGACCUGGUGAACGCACACUAACGAGAUGUCAUGACAUGAUUGUACUGGUUAUUAGAUUUUGGAAGAUUAGGUUCAGUGUGCCGUGUCCCAACUUUUACUGGAAUGAGAAGACAAAUCUUGAAAUCAAUUCGAUAAAGUCUUCUUUCCAUGCGGACGAGUCUUGACUAUUUUCUCUUUCCUGUGGAUUUUCACUUCUUUGUUAUGUAUGGAAAUCAAUACGAUAAAGUCUUCUUUCCUGUUGUA